This is a messenger RNA of Acomys russatus (golden spiny mouse), 2694 nucleotides long. It is a transcript of the gene Cpsf2, whose product is annotated as cleavage and polyadenylation specific factor 2. Gene Ontology annotation, molecular function: RNA binding. Gene Ontology annotation, biological process: mRNA 3'-end processing by stem-loop binding and cleavage. Lineage: Eukaryota; Metazoa; Chordata; Mammalia; Rodentia; Muridae. The coding region runs from base 182 to 2530 and encodes 782 amino acids. The record is from RefSeq and is a predicted model, not a curated record. Gene Ontology annotation, cellular component: mRNA cleavage and polyadenylation specificity factor complex. The transcript is spliced from 15 exons.
CGAGGCCCAAGAUGGCGGCCACCACACCGAGGCUCCUGCCGGCCGCUCUCCGCUGCUGAGCGCGCGCUAGCUCCGCUCGCUCUCGAGCCUGCGUUCCGCUAGGGGUUGGGAAGGGCGGCGGACGGCGCUGGGGGAGACCGAGCAGGCAGCACCUUUUAGAUACCAUUACUGGACCAGAAGGAUGACAUCGAUCAUCAAACUGACCACCCUGUCCGGGGUCCAGGAGGAGUCUGCCCUUUGCUAUCUCCUCCAGGUGGACGAGUUCAGGUUUCUGUUGGACUGCGGCUGGGAUGAGCACUUCUCCAUGGACAUCAUUGACUCCCUGAGGAAGCACGUUCACCAGAUCGAUGCGGUGCUGCUCUCUCACCCGGACCCGCUCCACCUUGGUGCCCUCCCGUUCGCUGUGGGGAAGCUGGGGCUGAACUGCGCCAUCUAUGCAACAAUCCCUGUUUAUAAAAUGGGGCAGAUGUUCAUGUACGAUCUUUAUCAGUCUCGACACAAUACAGAAGAUUUUACCCUCUUUACAUUAGAUGAUGUGGAUGCAGCCUUUGAUAAAAUACAGCAGCUGAAAUUCUCUCAGAUUGUGAACUUGAAAGGCAAAGGACAUGGUUUAUCUAUCACACCCCUGCCAGCUGGUCACAUGAUAGGAGGAACAAUAUGGAAAAUCGUCAAAGAUGGAGAAGAAGAAAUUGUUUACGCCGUUGACUUCAACCACAAGAGGGAGAUCCACUUGAAUGGAUGUUCCCUGGAAAUGCUAAGCAGACCCUCUCUACUCAUCACAGAUUCAUUUAAUGCUACGUAUGUGCAGCCUAGGAGGAAGCAGAGAGACGAGCAGCUCCUGACAAAUGUCCUGGAAACUCUUCGGGGUGAUGGAAACGUGCUAAUAGCAGUGGACACGGCAGGCAGAGUUCUGGAGCUAGCCCAGCUUCUUGAUCAGAUUUGGAGAACCAAAGACGCAGGUUUGGGUGUUUACUCACUGGCACUCCUGAAUAACGUCAGUUACAACGUGGUGGAGUUUUCUAAGUCACAGGUAGAAUGGAUGAGUGAUAAAUUGAUGAGAUGUUUUGAAGACAAAAGAAAUAACCCAUUUCAAUUUCGCCAUCUUUCUCUGUGCCAUGGUCUUUCUGACUUGGCUCGAGUUCCGAGCCCCAAAGUUGUACUUGCCAGCCAGCCUGACCUGGAGUGUGGAUUCUCAAGGGACCUCUUUAUUCAGUGGUGCCAGGACCCCAAAAACUCAAUCAUUCUCACUUACAGAACAACUCCUGGCACUUUAGCACGCUUUUUAAUUGAUAAUCCUUCUGAGAAAGUCACAGAAAUAGAGCUGAGGAGACGUGUGAAGCUUGAAGGGAAAGAACUUGAGGAGUAUGUGGAGAAAGAGAAACUAAAGAAAGAAGCUGCGAAAAAGCUGGAGCAGUCGAAAGAGGCAGAUAUCGACUCCAGUGAUGAGAGUGACGUGGAGGAAGAUAUCGACCAGCCUUCAGCUCAUAAGACAAAGCAUGACCUGAUGAUGAAAGGGGAAGGCAGCCGCAAAGGAAGCUUCUUCAAACAGGCCAAAAAGUCUUACCCCAUGUUCCCUGCUCCAGAGGAAAGAAUCAAGUGGGAUGAAUAUGGAGAGAUCAUCAAACCAGAAGAUUUCUUAGUGCCAGAACUUCAAGCUACUGAAGAAGAAAAAAGCAAAUUAGAAUCUGGUUUGACAAACGGAGACGAGCCCAUGGAUCAGGACCUGUCUGAUGUCCCCACCAAGUGUGUUUCUGCAACAGAGUCUAUUGAGAUAAAAGCCAGGGUUACGUACAUAGACUAUGAAGGACGCUCCGAUGGAGACUCCAUUAAAAAGAUCAUCAAUCAGAUGAAACCACGGCAGCUGAUCAUUGUCCACGGCCCCCCAGAGGCCAGUCAGGAUCUGGCUGAGUGCUGCCGUGCAUUUGGUGGGAAAGAUAUUAAAGUGUACAUGCCAAAGCUACACGAAACAGUUGAUGCCACAAGUGAAACGCAUAUCUACCAGGUAAGAUUAAAAGACUCACUUGUCAGCUCCCUUCAGUUCUGUAAAGCUAAAGAUGCCGAGUUAGCGUGGAUCGAUGGCAUCUUGGACAUGAGAGUCUCCAAGGUGGACACAGGAGUCAUUUUAGAAGAAGGAGAACUCAAGGACGACGGGGAAGAGUCUGACAUGCAGGUGGAUGCCCCGUCAGACUCUAGUGCCAUAGCCCAGCAGAAGGCCAUGAAGAGUCUGUUUGGAGAUGACGAGAGAGAGUUGGGGGAGGAGAGUGAGAUCAUCCCCACACUGGAGCCGUUGCCCCCUCACGAGGUUCCUGGGCAUCAGUCAGUUUUUAUGAAUGAACCGAGACUGUCUGACUUCAAGCAAGUUCUUUUACGGGAGGGGAUUCAAGCAGAAUUUGUAGGGGGUGUGCUUGUCUGCAACAAUCAAGUAGCAGUCCGCAGAACAGAAACUGGACGCAUCGGGUUAGAAGGCUGCCUUUGUCAAGACUUUUAUAGGAUACGAGACCUUUUAUAUGAACAGUACGCCAUUGUGUAAAGGACAUGAUGUCAAGAAAUGUCUGCUUGACCUUUCUCAGGAAGACAGGAUUCUCAUCUGAGGCUAAGCUUUCACUGUCUUGUUUUGUAACAUAUAAAAAGAAUCUGCCAGAAAACGUGAGCAUGUAUUAGAUUUUGAAAAAUAAGAAUCAAGGGCCUGGGGUG